This is a messenger RNA of Sinocyclocheilus grahami, 1840 nucleotides long. RefSeq names its product sodium-dependent serotonin transporter-like. Gene Ontology annotation, biological process: serotonin uptake; amino acid transport; sodium ion transmembrane transport. The transcript is spliced from 13 exons. Lineage: Eukaryota; Metazoa; Chordata; Actinopteri; Cypriniformes; Cyprinidae. The record is from RefSeq and is a predicted model, not a curated record. Gene Ontology annotation, cellular component: plasma membrane; neuron projection; synapse. Gene Ontology annotation, molecular function: serotonin:sodium:chloride symporter activity; serotonin binding. Bases 1 to 1776 code for a protein of 591 amino acids.
AUGCCCCACCAAGAGCAGGUGCUGGCUCACGGGAACCUCUGCGCCCCGGGUCCUCCAAACAACGCCGGGUACAACAGCAACCCGGUGCCCGUCAUCAUUCAGACAGAGUCCCGCGAUAAAUGGGGCAAAAAAAUGGAUUUUCUUUUAUCAGUCAUCGGUUUUGCGGUAGAUCUCGGAAAUGUUUGGAGAUUUCCCUAUAUCUGUUAUCAAAACGGCGGUGGUGCAUUUCUUAUUCCAUAUGUCCUGAUGGCUAUAUUCGGUGGGGUGCCACUUUUCUACAUGGAGUUAGCUCUGGGACAGUUCCACAGGACAGGUGCCAUAUCCAUAUGGAAACAUAUUUGCCCUAUGUUUAAAGGUAUUGGUUUCGCCAUCUGCAUCAUUGCACUGUAUGUGUCCUUCUACUAUAACACCAUCAUCGCCUGGGCUCUGUUCUACUUCUACUCCUCCUUCAGUAGCACUCUGCCCUGGACCAGCUGUGAUAAUGAAUGGAACACAGAAAACUGCACUAACUACUUCGGAAAAGACAACGUGACCUGGACUAACUAUUCACGCUCACCUGCCGAGGAGUUUUACACGAGGAAUGUCCUGGCAGUCCAUGAAUCAUCUGGGCUUGGGGAUGUGGGAUACAUUCGCUGGCAGCUCAUGCUUUGCCUCUUCCUCAUCUUCACCAUCGUCUACUUCAGCCUUUGGAAAGGAGUCAAGACUUCAGGAAAGGUAGUAUGGGUGACUGCCACCCUGCCGUACGUGGUGCUGUUGAUCCUUAUGAUCCGUGGUGCAACUUUGCCAGGAGCGUGGAAAGGAGUGGUGUUCUACCUCAAUCCCAAAUGGGAGAAACUGCAGGAGACCAGCGUAUGGGUAGAUGCAGCUGCGCAGAUCUUCUUCUCUCUCGGUCCUGGUUUUGGUGUUCUUCUCGCCCUGUCCAGCUACAAUCCCUUCAACAAUAACUGCUACAGAGAUGCUAUUGUAACCAGUCUGGUGAACUGCCUGACAAGUUUUGUGUCAGGAUUUGUUAUUUUCACUGUCCUGGGAUAUAUGGCUGAACAGAGAAAUGUAAAUGUUGAGGAUGUAGCCAGGGACAAAGGACCCAGUCUGCUCUUCAUCACAUAUCCAGAAGCCAUUGCCAAUAUGGUUGGGUCGACUUUCUUUGCCAUCAUCUUCUUUGUGAUGAUGAUUACUCUUGGACUGGACAGCACGUUUGGUGGGCUAGAGGCCAUAAUCACAGCUGUAAUGGAUGAGUACCCAGACACCCUGUCCCACCGGAGAGAGCUGUUGGUUCUUGGACUGGUGGUUGUUUGCUUUAUGGGCUCUCUCAGCACCCUUACUAAUGGUGGUGCCUAUGUGGUAAAGUUACUAGAAGAAUUUGGAGUUGGUUCUUCAAUUAUAGCUAUAGUCUUUCUGGAGGCCACAGCAGUAUCCUGGUUUUAUGGUAUUAACAGAUUCAGCAAUGAUAUCAAAUCAAUGUUGGGCUAUACUCCAGGACUCUUCUGGAGAGUGUGUUGGGUUGCCAUCAGCCCAGCUUUUCUCGCUUACAUCAUUAUCAGCUCACUGUUGAACCCUCAGCCUCUCUCACUAUUCGACUACAAGUUCCCAGACUGGAGCAUCACGGUCGGUUUCAUCAUCGGAGCUUCCUCCUUCAUAUGGAUCCCCAUCUACAUGGUGUACAAGUUUGUGUGGACCCCAGGCUCUCUUAAACAGCGUCUUGCUGUGUGUCUGCGACCAGAGAGAACACUGCCAGACAUCCACACAGACAGUAUGGGCCUAAGUCCUGUACCAUAGACCACUGAGAGAAAAACAACUGAACGCAACUCACAAAAAAAAGGGUCUCCAAAAAUGUCUCCAC